AGCAUGUAACAAUUACAGUUGCAUUGAUUGGGAUUGGUUUAUGUAUGCCAUUCUUGAUCGUUUGCAGGCAAUGAAAAAAGGGAAUUGAAUAUUGACAUGCUUGUUCCAAACAUGUUAUAAAUGAUCAUAGAACAUAACAGAAUUGAUCAAAUGAAAUCCAUUAGUUUGUCUGUCAGGUCUUUAUAUUGCCUCAGUAAAAGAAAGAAAAAUCAUUAACUCAACAUUUCAUGAAAAUAUCUUAUAGGCAAUCUAUAUCUUACCAUUUGAAGACAUGCAUUUCAGGUCUUUCCUACAUUUGACCAAGCAGUAAUGCAGCCAACAAUGCUCUUCUCAAACUCUGGAAAUAAUCUAUCAAGGGCCUAGUAAAAUGAAGUAUAUUUUUAUUGUUGGCUGGAUUUUAUGAUUAUUUUUUGUGAUUAAUCACAAAAUUCAGUUGUCUGAUCUCUUACCCUGCUUUAUGUUACAGAAGCAUUGUUUCUCCUCAGCAAAUAUGUUUGGAAAGCCUGAAAUAUUUAUCUCAAACCCCUUCUGUUCACAUUUGAUAGUUCAUCUUCAAGAGCUUGAACAUAAUGGCUGUGGAUCAUUUUGGGAAAAUGUCUUACUAAUUUAUUGAAACCCAUUGAGGUGCCACUCUAUGUAUGCUUCAGUGAUUACGGCCGGAUGUAAAUGGAAAAUACCAUGUGACAUCUUUAGUUUAGGAAUAUUACAUUUAGUAAGUUUCAAGAUUUUGCCACAAAAGAGAGAAAAAAUGUUGGAUGAAUGUGCUUAUUGAAAUGGAUAGAAGGUGAAAUUGAUUAUAUUAUUUGGAUAAAUAUUAUAAAUUAGCUUAUGCAUGGAUCCUAUUAGAACUGGUCUAUAUAGUUUAGACAAGUGAUGGGUAGAGGAUGAAAAAACUUCAAAGGGAGGGAGAUAGGUGUAGAGGAGGGGGGGGGGGUUAUCUUGAGGGUAUUAGUUUGCUGAAUGAAAGAAGAGAGCAGAAAUUAAAAGUACCAUGUCUCUUUGAAGGAGAUGAAAGAAUCCAACACAUCUUACUUAAUAAAUGAAUGGCAUUGAUGAACAAAGGAGAACUAAGCUGAGAAGAAAAGGGGGAGAGCCCAUAAAGCUGUUUUUCACCCUAUGAGCCCUGUAUUGUCAUGCCCCUAUUGUUGGAGCACCCCCAAACCCAUUCAACAAUACCAUGUGCCCGCAUUACCUUCCCUCUUCCCUGAUUCUUUUGAAAAGCCCUCUCACCCCGCUAGCUCCCUGUUCACUCGCCACUGCCGCUCCGCUAAGCUUGUUUUAGUCGAUUGUCGAAGCCCGCUUGGAAGCGCUUGGAGCGAGAGUGGCCCUCGAUCGCCUAUUCUUCCCCUGCGACUCAAGGGGUGUUGUUUGUGCCACAUUUGGCAUGUAAACAACAAGAACACCAAUGCAGUGUCUUAUCUCUAUCCUGGAGCUAUAUUACUGACCCAUCGCUUGUCUUGGAGACCCAACUGUGCAGUUGGUCCAUCUUUCCGUUGCGUCCCGGCCAUCCGAGUGUAUUCUUCCAUUUCUUGAAUUGGACAAUCCCGUACUCAUUCAUGUGCCUCAAGUGGGCUAAUGCAUACUGCGAGUACUUGGUAAUUGUUGGAUGUAUCUGUUCGAUGCAGUUUAUUGUGUUGACAUUCUUUGGAGUACAGUCAGGAUUGUGGUAGCACCAAAGCAGACUGUCGAUGAGAUCCGUUGGAUGAUUUUAAAUUUGGAAAUAUCUUCCCUUCUUCAGUUUUUGUGACAAAUUUAUCUGGAUUUUGAGAAAGUUGGUCUUAUCUCGCAGACGAUUUUGAACAAUUAUCUUUUGGAUAAAGGCGAGUUAAAGGUCUGUCAGUGAGAUGUCCAUAGAUUUAUAGCCUUUAUCCAGUGAUCCAGUGCAAUGGAUGUGAACCUUCAGAUAGCAACGGUUGUCUGGCUGUUAGCCACGUUUAUCACACUUAUGUGUGAACAAGCCCUUGCAGAUGUUCCUCCGCAACUGAGGAGGGAGCCUACCUCAAAACCCGUCCGCCCUUUCAGCCGCGUCAAAUUACGAUGCAGCGCACACCCCAAGGAAGCCAUUAUCACAUGGAGAUUAAACGGUGUUGAUAUUACUGACUUUCCAAACAUUGCUACAAAUGGUGGCACAUUAUUAAUUAGAAACUUUGAAAGCGACGAAGGGAAUUUAUCUCAUGUUGGGAAUUACCAGUGUGUCGCGACGACGGGAGUUGGGAGUGUCGUCAGCAGAAUAGCAAGAUUAGAAGCAGCUUAUAUAAAGAAAUUUACAGAGAAACCGCCCCCUGAAGUAUUCUCAUGGCAUGGCGAAGUUGGUGUUAUUCCUUGUACAUUACCCGAAAGCAAACCACCUGCUAGAAUGGAAUAUAGUUUCAAGAAUAGAUGGAUAACAGAAAGUACAGAUCAUUACAGGAUAAUGCCUUCUGGUAAUCUUCACAUACUCAAUGUAUCAUCUAGUGAUGCCGGUUUCUACACCUGUUCAGCAGUCAACCCAACGACCAAUAAACGAUUAUCACCCAGGAAUGGAACGUUAUUAGAAGUUAGACAAGGAGAACCAGAAGAUGCUCCAAGGAUAGCAUACUCAAGCGGUGCUGUCGUGUCCCGUGGCGACCCAGCUAUCUUGGAGUGUGUGGUCACUGGUGGUCAUCCAACGUCCAGUAGGGUCCGAUGGGAGAAAUUGACCGGUGAUCUCUCGUUGGACGUCACUGAGCGGGACGGUAGCUUGGUCAUUCCUUCUGCUUCAGUUGAAGACGGUGGUGCAUACGUCUGCAUCGCGGAGUAUAACGCUGUUGAGGUGGAUCGCCAAGAAGUUUCUCUCAGAGUCACAAAAGCGCCUUCUAUCCGCACUGGCCCAGCCGAUGCUGUAGCAAGCAUUGGGGAUCCAUCUCGAUUCAGCUGUUCUAUCAGUCGAGCUUCACCAGAUGACAUCCAGUGGUUACAUAAUGCAAAAGACAUCAGGGUGGAUGGUCAUAAAUACUCAUUAAAUGGUCGUACACUGACUGUUAAUGAUGUUGGUCUGGAAGAUCUUGGUAUGUACCAGUGUCUAGUGAACACAGAGGAAGGUAGCACACAAGCUGCUGCUCAACUCAGAGUCUCAGCUGGAUUUCCAUCAGUUAUAGAACCCCCCAUCAACACCACAGCCAUCGAGGGUGAGAGGGUGUACCUGUCCUGCCGGACGAGGGGUGAACCAUUACCCCUUGUAACUUGGGAGGAUCCUAGGCGUAACUAUGUAUUUAACACCGAUAAAACCUUUAUUUCUGAAGAUUCAGGAGGACUCACUGUAUUCAAGGUGGAUCUGACUGAUGUCGGCUGGUAUACCUGUACUGUUACUAAUAGACAUGGUGUUGUCAAAUCAUCAGCAUACCUUUCUGUAUUAGAGAAAGUUCCAACCACCUCCACGACACCUACCCAGGGUGUGAUUGGACCCCCUUUCUCUGGCGCCAUCAGCGAUUCUGGUAUCACAACCAUCGUGGAUACCAACGGAGAGGCCAGCAUAAAACCAGGACCACCUCUUGAGCAGCCAAGCAAACCUCAAGUCGUCAAGAUCGCCAAGACAUCGGUAGAGGUAAGCUGGACGUACAACAAUGCUGGUAACAGUGCUCCGAUCACAGGUUUUACAGUCCAGUAUAUUGACGUUAGGGGUGUAGAAGGAUGGAGGACAGCCUCCAAUACUAUCGGCCCUCAGCAAAGAUCCUACCAAGUCACCAAUCUAGAACCAAGCAAGAUCUAUAGGUUUAGGGUAAUUGCGUCAAAUCGUUAUGGUGAGAGUCCACACAGUGAUUUAUCCAACCGGAAACUUCUCGAAAGCUCUGUCCCGGUGGUCGCCCCAAAGAGGGCGCCAACAAUCUCACCACGGAUCAUGGAAUGCGUACCGGAGUCUUCCACCACGAUCAGAGUGGUGUGGGAGUACCCCUCUUCUGCUCCUGUUACUACCAACGAGGACAUCGAAGGCUUCUACGUCUACAUCCGUAACUUUGACAGCGACGAUGACCGCGACUACGUCCGGACGCCCAUCAUUGGUGCACAUGUCAGGAGCUAUCUUAUCGAGAAAUUGGAACCUGAGGAAAGUUAUGACAUCAAGGUUGAGAGUUUCAACAGUGCAGGAGAAAGCAAAGGCAGCAAUGUCAUUAUAAGAAGUACUCUUGCCCGUGAAACCGAGCCCCCACCGAUCAUCAUCCGUCCCUCCAUACCUGGCCACCCGAUAGACCUCAGUCCUCACAUACCCUUCAUCGAUGAUGACCCCACCCUGGCCCCUCCCCACCCCCCUAGGGGACAGAGUGAAGACAUUCUCUAUAUCACCCUCGGGGUGGUGCUGGGGGCGAUGUUACUCGUUCUGAUCAUGUUUGCUGUCAUGUGUGUAUGGAGAGCUAAGCAAGUCAACAGAGACUCCAAUGGCCCUGUUCACUGGAACAACCAGCCGAUGUACGAUGGUAACUUUGCCUACCUAGAUGGUGCCAAGUACCCCUACAUGAACGGCAAGCCGAACAGCAAUCACAGUGGUCCAAAUGGAGUAGCUGGCAGACACAAUCCCUACAGUGAAACCAAUGGUGGAUCCAAACCCAGGCCUCUCUAUGCACUCCCACAGGACACGUUGGGAGGUCCCCCUUACAUUCCCUGUGGUACCAGCGGCCCGCACCACGACUCGGCACCGGAGACAUCCACGGUACCUUACGAAGACCACCAAAUGUACACCACCAUCCCAACCAACAACCAUCAUAGUUAUAAUAGCCUAACCAAUGGCAGCAUCAAGGGCCAUCAUGCGACGUCCAAUCACGAGUUAGGCCACGCCCCUCCUGUGGGGGCGCCCCCGCCACCACGGCCGGUGUGCCACAUACGGGUCAACCCUCGGUUACAGAGGGAGGAGAAUGGCGUCGGGAGUGCCAGCAUAACGGUGCACGAUCGGCCUAAUAGGACUGGAGGCAGUAGAGAAGGAUUAGAUGGUAAAGAUACGGGGUCGUUAACCCUAAGCUUACCCACCAUGCCUCCUGAUCUGUAUGUUCAAACCACGCCUACCUUAUCCCCCGCCCACUCGAGGAUCUGCUGUGAGGCUCACGCCCCCUCUCGGUCGAGAUCGGCCUCCAGCCAAUCAGAGGCUUCAUCACAUCACAGCUCCAACCAAUCAGAGUCGUCCCAUCGUAGCUACAACCAAUCACAGCUGUCGUCCCAUCACAGUAGUAGCUCGAAAAUUACAGACGUCUGAUGCCCCGCCCUUUUUUGCACCACCCACCAUCCUGUAUGUUUAUGUAUAACAAUCAACUUCCACUGCCCUGUCAAAGAUUAUAUGUGUAGAUGUCAAGUUUUUCUUAUAUCUCGGUUGAACUAUGGAGUUCCCUCUCCCCUUGUCUCCCAUUAGAAUGGUAGUUUUCAAGGCAAUUGAAGCAAAGAAGAUAGCUUGCUUAAGCAGUUCCUUUCCCUUUACGUAUCUCUUUUGCUGCAUUCAAUGUCUCCUUUUAUGUCUACACAUCAAACUUCUUCCCACGUGCCUUUGUCUGCGUUCUUGUGUUUUGUACUGAAAGGUUAUGAUAUUUUUCUGGGUAUAUAUUUUAUAAUGAGAAUUUAAUCUGUACAGUACGAGAGCUAUUCAUUUGUCUAUUCUCAUGCAAAGAAGAGAGUCUAUUAUCGGUAUUAUGCUAUUAUACGAUGUGCUGUAUAAAAUGGUAAUAUGUCGUUUUUGUAUAUAAAAUUAUAUUGAGAAUGUUGAUGCUCCAUUUUGUGUUUAAGUAUUGAAAUCAAAUCUGAGUUUGACUACAAGUUUGUGAUAAGUCAAUGAAAUUUGAUGGCAUGCAAAUUGGAGAUGUCUGAAAAGUGAACAAUAUUAGAGAUGUAUGCAUCCUAUAGAAUAAACAACACCGAAUCAACAACGAUAUACAAUGGUUUAAUUUUUUUCAGAUACGCAUUACUUCAUGUCAUAUUAUCUCUCAAGAACAAUUUCUUAGUAAUUUUGAUAUCAAUGGCUUCCUAUAGAUGAGAUCGAUGUGACUCUCUUGCAAUCAAUUAUCGAUGGAUCUCUUAAGUUCUUAUGUACGCUCUGCAAUCAGAAUAGAUCAGUUGAUAUAUGUAUUUGAGAGGUAUGAUGAAGAAGGAAGUUAAAAGCUUUCUUCAAUGAAUGAAGAAUGGUCAUUACUAUUUUUAAUUGUAUUGAAUUACUGUUUUAUUUGCAUUUUACAUGUUGCUUAAUGUUGUUACAAAGGGUAAACCUAUCGAUGCGAAUUGUAUUCAUUUAAAGAUUUUAUUGUGUUCUCCAAAACUCAGAUUAUAAGCAUAAAUGAGAAGGAAUCGUGGAGAAAAAUAUCAGUUUAGUUAUAUACAGGAAAUGAUAUGUCCAUGAUUCUAUGGUGAGAAAGAAAUACUGAAGUACUGUUUAUUGGUGUAUCAAAUCUAAGAUACUAGGUGAGCAAAAACUAUCAAUUUGCUAUGGCAACCCAUGUGAAUGAUUUUGAUUUGAUGAUUUGAACACAUUGGAUUGGAAAUGUAUUAGAACUCUAAUCCUAUACUGUACAUUCUUUUUAUAUUGCUACUUUUAAUCACCAUUUUCAAAUUUCAAAGUAAACUGCUGCUAUUAUUUCAUGGCUUGCAACUUCUGCUAUGGAAAUAAUCCAGCACUACUCAUUAUACACGGGGCAACGUUUUAAAGGGCUUGUUUGCUUGCUUUCUUUUCAUGUUUUAUUUCUGCUUUUUCUACCUCAUCAUGACAAUUUUAUUCAUGCCGAAAUCUUAAAUGAAGAUAAAGUAUUUUGUAGAAUAUUGAAACGACUUUCUGUUGCUUAUGUUAAAAAGCAAAUGUGGGAUUAUACAUGUACAGAUGGUCACAUACAGUACAUAUCCUGAUUGUAGGAGCGAGAGUAAGGGAAACGAUAGUCAUAGAUUAUACACUCCCAGGAUUGUUGAAGUUUGAGUGUAUAGAGCGCUGGUGGACGUUAGCAAGAUCAAAUUCACUGUAUCAAUCCAUAACGGUUUAUUACAAUAGAGGAGACACUUUUGCAUUUCCUCUGUUUUAAAUACCAGCAAUUAUAUAUUGAGUAUUAUUGGAGAGAAAUUUGUGCUGAAAAAAAAAAUUGUUACAAUUUCCUGUACAGUAUGUGCAGCUAUUCUUGAAUAAAAAGCUGUGAAAUUUGAGCUGAUCAUUACACUCUCUAAAUUGACAAUGCGAUGAAAAUAACAUGCUCACUGUUUACAAAUUGGCAACUUUUCUAUAAAAUUGUUCUUUUUAUUAUAAGCUUUUACUUAUUUUCUUUAUAUUUUUUCUUCUUAAUAUCAAUAAGGAAAGGAAAUUAGUGAAUGUUGCUAUUUUGAGAAGGAAAAUAAGAAUAAUUUUGAUUUUGUGAAGAUGUUCACCUCAAUGGGUCAAUUAAUAAAUAAUGGUAGAUUUAUAGGUUGGUUAUCAACAACAUAAAAUGUAACCUCAUUCCCCAAUAAAAUUUCCUCUGAUUCUCAUACAACUAAUAUUUCCAUCCAUUUACCCUGUCAAAAUUUGUCGGAAAUCCAUGUAUUUCACAAUUUGAAUAUAUAAUUUGCAAUUUUCUUUAUGAAUUGAGUAGUCAUUGUGAAACAUUGGCCUUGUCCGGCCAUGUUUCUUUCAGCUGUCUUCGAUGUUAUAACACUGCCUUUUUAUAUUCAUAUGAUUUUGCUCUGAAAUAUGUGUAGAUCUGUUAUCCGGAUCAUUGAAUGAUAUCCAUGUACGUGUAUUCUAUGCAUAAACAAGUCAAAAAGGAAUGUACAUUUUCAACGGUCAUUUUCUUUUUAUUCUGUGUAUAUUUUAUACGAUUUUGUACUAAUUCGUUCUUUUGAGAAGAAUCUUGAAAUAUAGUGUGUUUUGGUGUUUUUGGUAAUAAUAAUAUAUGUUCACAAACCACCAAACUGUUUACUUCAUCAUUAGUUGCGACACACCUGUAUUGCAUUAAUAUAACAAAAUGGGUUUGUUGUUGAAACGGAUACCAUUUCCCCUAGCUAGUUCCAGUUUUUAUCAGAUUGGUUUUAUAAGAACGUAUAAGAUAUUGGGUUUGGGUUACAGAUUCCUUUGGUGCUUUUCUUUAUUUCUAGCGUAAGUAAAAAUGUAUCCAUUCUUUUGUCUUCCUUAUUGCAUAACAAGUGACUUUCCAUGAAGUUUGUGACAAACAGUAUAAAGCAAAAUCAAACAAUCAGAUAAUUCAUUCAUAAAACAUCGGAUUUAAGUCAUUAUGAGUCCUUUACACAAAGCGUAAUUAUUAAUCAUAAAGCUGAUCUUCAAUUGAUCACAUCAUUCAUAAUAAUGUACGGUCAAUAUUUAAUUUAACUUUAUGAUCAAUCACAAGUGUUUGUGUCACAUGGUUUAAAUCAAUACCAAUCUAUUUUACAGCAAUAAGAUUUUUUUUACAUUAAUUCAUACUAGGUUGGAGAAAUGAUUUGAUGUGCUUCCAGUAUUUUUUUUUUCAAAAUCUUCCUAUUUGUGUGGAUUUUACGUUUCUAUUUUCUUAUUUUUCUUUUUAAAAGAAUAUAUUUCCUUACCUGCCAAGUGUUCCUAUUUAUUAGAAAUCUUUUUGUUUUGGGGAAAAAUAAAAUUGUCAUUUUAAAUGUGUGUUCCUAUUUCCUGGAAAAUGUUCUGUAGUAUUGAAUAGAGAUUUAAGAAUGUUCAUAUUUCUGGCAAUUUCUUUGUAACAUGUUCCUAUUUUUGUCAGGGUAGGCAGGUAUGCAUUUCUCAUUUAAAUAGGCAUUGAGAUAUGUUCUAGGAAAUUGUACUAGCUUUAAAAUGUAACUAUGUAUGUCAUUAAAAUAAUUUUAUAAGGAUGUUUGACUGGUGGCUUUACGUACCAAGAUAUGCACUGAUCCUAAAUUACAGAUACAUACACUUAGGUUGAUAUGCGGUAUGAAUAAGACCAAGUCUUCCAGACGUAAUGAUUUUACAUUUUAGUUGUCUCUCUCGCCAAAGCUUAAAACUCUCACCAUAAGUUUGGGAGUAGUGCAAGUACGCUUUCACACAAUAUCACUUUGUGAAGUCCAUUUGUACCACAUUAUAUGUUCUGACCCAAAGAAACUUAUAGUGAUAGAAGACAUGUUUGAAUAAACCAAAUCAGUUUAUAGUUGUUGAUACAAGGAGGCAAGCAAUCAUUUCCAAAUUUGCUAUUAAUUGCAAGACUUAAGAUUGUCAGCUGGACCCCGUUUUACAAAGAGUAUGGAAAUCCAUCAAUGUCAGAUUUUUUUUUUUUUUUCCUUAGGAAAUUUGCUCAAUGUCAUUUGUAACAAAGACAAGCAUACUGAAUUGUCAGGAAAACAGUGAAUAUAAGAAUAUGUACAAUAUCUAUUAUUUCUAGAAAAUAUUUUGAACUAACAUGUAUUUUAGAUGUCGACGCUGCUGGCUUUCCAUAUUUGCGAUUGAUCUUAUCAGUCGUAACUCUUUGUAAGAUAGGGCCCUGAAUUUGACUUGUAAUCGAUUGCAAGAUCCUUACAACACUAUUUGUCAGAGUCAACUGUGUCUCAUAUAUAUUUUUUAAAUCUCAAUCAUGUCUUAAAAUGCUUCCUUAUAAGAUGUUCCACUGUAAAUGAAUUGAACUACAAUCAUGAAAUGGAACCAGAAUCAUAUCAUUUUUUUACUACUAGUACUCUUGUGAUUCAAAUCAUGUUAUAUUCACUGCCAUACCAUAAAAUCGAAUAAUUUUAAUAUUUGAAUCUCAUAAUCAAAAUUUGUACGAAAAUCUCUUACCUUGCCAGAGCACUUGUUAUUCAGUGAAAAUUGUGAAUAUCUGAUAUAGGGGGUGAUUCUUGUAGUUAUUUAUGACAUCGUGCAUGACAUCAUAUGACCUUUGUUUAAAUGAGUAAUUGAGACAGUGUAUUUCUUUUUCCCAGGGUUUAUUUAUUUGGUUUUUAAUAUCAAAGACGAGGCACAUAAGAACUUAUCCUGAAAAUCAUCCUUUAUUUCUUUUGAAGGAGAGUCAUUACUACAUGCUAAACUGGAUUUUACUAUGUCUUUUAAAAAUAAUAAAAAACAGCUUUGACUCCAUGUAUUUUGCAAAUCCUAGCUUUAAGAUGUGUCCUUGAUCACAAAAAAUGUGGUAGUGUUGGCAUGAUGUAUUUAUAUUUAGUUUAUUUAUUAUAAAAAAGGAUACACAAUUCCACCAUGUUGCAGAAUUGUUCUUCCAUUUUGCCCUAUUUUGCCAGUUGUAUUCUAUGUCACUUUUUUUUAAAUAAAUGCAUAUGCAAUCAGUAUUAUAGUAGGGUGGAAGUGUUCUAUGAACAAACUUAUACCAAUCUUGUGUAGAUAAAAUAAUUAAGGGGGUGGGCCUGCCAUUUUUAUGCGCAAAAUGGGUCAUAUGAUGUGUAAUCCUUUCAAUAUUUUGUUAAUACUUUUGAGAGGAUAUCGUUCAGAAUAUUCAAGGGUACUUCUUGAAAAAUAUUUGAUUUCAAACACUGCUAGGUAGUGACUUAAUUUAGCAUUCCCGUGUGAUGAAAUUACAAACUUGGUAUUGGGUAUUGAUACCUAUAUUGUAUUCAUUCUUUGUUUCCUUCGAUGGGGAAAAAGUGACAUUUUUGUAUUCUUAAAUAUUCUAUGUGAAAUAUGACCAUUUUGUGGAAGAUACAGUAUUUUAUCAUUACAAUGUUGUGAUUGAUUUGUUACAUAAAUAAUAAAAAAAAUCUAUUCUUGUCUGUAUGCAUCGAAAGUGUAUUAUAAUGAAUCUAUAUAUAUUUGUGAUAUAAUGAUAAUAAAAUGUGGCAUGUCAUGAACAUGGCAAAAACUUAUGAAACAGAA
Molecule: messenger RNA, 10717 nt
Organism: Lytechinus variegatus (green sea urchin)
Lineage: Eukaryota; Metazoa; Echinodermata; Echinoidea; Temnopleuroida; Toxopneustidae
Product: cell adhesion molecule-related/down-regulated by oncogenes-like
Exons: 19
Coding region: 1886-5197 (1103 amino acids)
Biological process (GO): axon guidance; nervous system development; cell-cell adhesion
Cellular component (GO): axon; plasma membrane
Molecular function (GO): protein binding
Source: RefSeq, a predicted model, not a curated record